Molecule: messenger RNA, 2079 nt
Organism: Nicotiana tabacum (common tobacco)
Lineage: Eukaryota; Viridiplantae; Streptophyta; Magnoliopsida; Solanales; Solanaceae
Molecular function (GO): nucleic acid binding
Source: RefSeq, a predicted model, not a curated record
AUCAGAAAAGACCUUGCUUCUAUCUCCCAAGGUUCUUCAAGCAUUACUUCUUAUUUUAAUCGCAUUAAGAAGCUUUGGGAUGAGCUAGCAUAUUCCAUCUCAUACCCAGAAUGCACAUGUGGAUGUAAGGAGGCAUUUCAGAAGUUGGAGGAUGAACAAAAGGUGCAUCAAUUUCUUAUGGGUUUGAAUGAGGCUUAUUCUGGUGUUCGGAGGAAUAUCUUAAUCAUGAAGCCGAUGCCUGACAUUGAUAGUGUCUAUGCUAUGUUAAUUGAGGAUGAGAGUCAGGUAGAGGUUCAGCCUGCUACUCCAAGUUUCAGUUCUGACUCAUCCUCCUUCUCCACCGGGGUUCAAAAACCCUAUACUUCCCGGGUGAAUUUUGAUGCUUCUAAUAAGGUGAAUUUUGAUGCUUCCGGAAAAGGGAAUUCUAAUAUGGUGUGCAGCUAUUGUAAGAAGCUCGUGCAUUUGAUUGAUAAAUAUUACAAAUUACAUGGAUAUCCCCCUAGUUCUAGCUCUAAAUUCAAAAGAACAACAGCUUAUGCUCAUGUCUCAGAUCCAUCUCGAGCAAAUGCGCCUGACAAUCAUGUUACUGAAGGAUCUAAGGUUGUUCCACUCGAUAUUGGGGGAAAUAUUUUGUCAAAAGAGCAAUAUGAACAAAUGGUUUCUUUGCUUCAACUAACCAAGCAAUCUUCCACUCUUCAGGACCUUAGUGCCGCCUCUGUCAAUUUUGCAGGUUUGAUAAGUAGUGUUGAUUUUAGUAAUUAUAUAUCUCAUGCUUGCAAUUUCUCUAAAGUAUAUGAUAGUUUGUGGAUCAUUGACUCUGGUGCUACUAAUCAUAAGAUACCUCAUAAAUCUUUACUUACUAAUAUCACACCUCUACCUUUGCCUUACCUUGUAACUCUCCCAAAUGGGUAUAAGGUUAAGGUUACCUGUACUAGAUCACUUUCUCUUUCUGUCACUAUUUCUCUUCCUCAUGUGUUACCGGGCCCUUUUAUGAAGAAGACUCUGGUUCUUGGUAAACUUCAGAAGGGGCUAUACAUUCUUCAAUUUAAUGCUUUCUGUGAUUCUGGUUCUUCUACUCUUUUCUCUGUAAAUACUAUAACUGCCAGUGUAAAUAAUUUGAAUAAGAGCAGUUUUACUUCUUGUUCUUCUGUGUCUGCUCCUUCUGAUAUUGUUUUACCUGGUUUUGAUGUUUCUGUUGUUUCUACAUUGUCUGUUGACCAUAUGUGGCACUUGAGAUUAGGCCAUGUUCCUUUCACUAAAAUGAAACAUAUUCCCUGUCUUUCUAAUUUAUGGGGUCCCUAUCAUACUCAAACAUACAAUGGCUUUAGAUAUCUUCUGACUAUUGUGGAUGACGUUACCAGGGCUACAUGGUCUCACCUUUUGUCUUCUAAGGCUAAUGCCUUCACUAUUUUGAAAUCUUUCAUUCAUAUAGUUCAUACUAAGUUUGGUUCCCCUGUUAAAACUGUAAGAUCAGAUAAUGCAUUUGAGUUGGGUAGUAGUUCUGAAGCUCCCUAUAGGGACAAGUUCAAGUCUAGGACAGUUCCAGUUGUUUUUAUUGGUUAUAGUACUAGCAAAAAAGCUUAUAAAUUUCUGAACUUGUCCACUUCUGCUAUUUUUCAUUUAAGGGAUGUAGUGUUUUAUGAACAUAUUUUUCCUUACUCUAACUCCUCUGCUACUCAAUUGUUCCCUCCUUCAGCUCCCUCCUCCCCUACUACUUCUCCUUUUUCUGUCUCUUCUUCUUCAUCUUCUCCUCCUUCUUCAGCUCCCAUUAGUUAUGUUCCAUCUUUUAUUCCUCCUAGCAGCCCUACUACUUCUGCUCCGCCUAUCAGAAGAUCUGGUAGACCAACUCAAACUCCGGCUUAUCUAAGUAAUUAUGUAUGCACCAAUGUUUCUGAUUCUAAGGCUAUUCCUUAUUCUUCCUCUGAGAGUUGCCGGCUUGAGCCUCAAUUCUAUCAUCAGGCUGCUUCAAAUCCUGCUUGGCAGGAGGCUAUGAUGAAGGAAUUUCAAGCUUUAGAGGCAAAUAAUACUUGGUCUAUUGUGCCUCUUCCUUCAGGAAAAAAAGCUAUUCCUUGUAAAUAG